This is a messenger RNA of Triplophysa dalaica, 4150 nucleotides long. Its product is annotated as Kv channel-interacting protein 1-like. Gene Ontology annotation, biological process: regulation of potassium ion transmembrane transport. The record is from RefSeq and is a predicted model, not a curated record. The transcript is spliced from 8 exons. NCBI's taxonomy places the organism in Eukaryota, Metazoa, Chordata, Actinopteri, Cypriniformes, Nemacheilidae. Gene Ontology annotation, molecular function: potassium channel regulator activity; transmembrane transporter binding; calcium ion binding. Gene Ontology annotation, cellular component: voltage-gated potassium channel complex. The coding region runs from base 186 to 833 and encodes 215 amino acids.
AGAGAGAGAGAGAGAGAGAAUGGAAGUGAAGGGAGGGGUAAAAUGAGCACCAGGCAGCAGUUGGAGGCAAACGCGUUAUAGUCGGAGACGAGACGAUGAGGAUUACACAGAGAACGAGAGACAGCGAGUGAAUUAAACACACGUGACGGGGAAAACACUCACACGCUUGUUUCCACGGUGACAACAUGGGGGCGGUUGUUGGCACAUUGGCUAUGCAGUCGAGACAGCGUCGACCAUCAAGAGAUAAACUAGAUGAUGAAUUGGAGUUAUCUGUAGUUUGUCAUCGUCCUGAAGGAUUAGAGCAACUACUGGCACAAACAAGCUUCAGCAAGAAAGAACUACAAGUGCUGUACAGGGGCUUUAAAAAUGAAUGUCCCUGUGGAGUCGUGAAUGAGGAGACCUUCAAACACAUCUACUCAAAGUUCUUUCCUCAAGGAGACGCCAGCACAUACGCACAUUACCUGUUCAAUGCUUUUGACUCCUCCCACAAUGGAUCCAUCAAAUUUGAGGACUUUGUGGCAGCUCUGUCCAUCUUACUGAGAGGCUCAACAACAGAGAAGUUACAGUGGACCUUUAAUCUAUACGACAUCAACCAAGACGGUUACAUUAAUAAAGAGGAAAUGACACAUAUAGUGAAAGCCAUUUAUGAUAUGAUGGGCCGCUUUACAUAUCCUGCUCUGAAGACCGACACCACCAAACACCACGUGGAUGCUUUCUUUCAGAAAAUGGACAAGAAUAGAGACGGAGUGGUCACUCUGGACGAGUUUAUCCUCUCUUGUCAAGAGGAUGAAAACAUCAUGCGAUCGCUGCAGCUCUUUGAGAAUGUCAUAUAGCCACAGGAAGAUGGAGGAUGAUAGAGGAUUUAAUACAAGAGUUAGUGAAGAAACAGAAGGAACGAAACAUGAACUUUGAAGCUGAUCAGUGUUAUGGCCAAAAUGAGGAAAGACUUUGACCCUCAUCACAAUGGUUACAGAUGUGACUGUGUGUUUGUUCAGAUAUGUCUUACUGUCUUUACUUUGUUGCCAUAGCGAUAUGAUGUCUGCUUAUCAUGCUGAAAACAAGCAUUUUCUAUCUGUUCAAAACUUGUUCUUUUUAUACAGUUUGACCAUGUCUGACCCUAUCAGACCUUAUGUCACUCUAUCAGACCUUAUCUCACUCAAUCAGACCUGAUCUGACCCUUUCAGACCUGAUCUGACCCUUUCAGACCUGAUCUGACUCUAUCAGACCUGAUCUCACCCUAUCAGACCGUAUCUCACCCUAUCAGACCUGAUCUGACCCUAUCCGACUUUAUCUGACCCCAUUAGACCUAAUCUGACCCUAUCACACCCUAUCAGACCUUAUCUGACCCUAUCAGACCUGAUCCCACCCUAUCAGACCUGAUCCCACCCUAUCAGACCUGAUCUGACCCUAUCAGACUUUAUCUUACCAUAUCAGACCUGAUCUGACCCUAUCCGACAUUAUCUGACCCCAUUAGACCUAAUCUGGCCCUAUCACACCCUAUCAGACCUUAUCUGACCCUAUCAAACCUGAUCCCACCCUAUCAGACCUGAUCCCAUCCUAUCAGACCUGAUCUGACCCUAUCAGACUUAAUCUUACCAUAUCAGACCUGAUCUGACCCUAUUGGACCUUUUCUCACCCUAUCACAUAUUAUCUAUCAGACCUUGUCUCACCCUAUCAGAUCUUAUGUCACCCUAUCACACCUUAUCUGACCCUAUGAGCCCUCAUCUGAUCUUAUUUGAUCUUACCUGACCCUAUCUGAGUGAAAUGGCUGUUGAUAACCCAACAGAAGGAGGUUUUGAAAUGUUUACUUGUGUUAAUCAUGUGUGUGUCUAAGCAGAUAGAGCAGUUUGAAUUAUGAAAUGAAACGGGUUCAUUUAUGCCCGGUGGGGUUCUCAGAGGUCCUUUUAAAACCAAUCUUCUUCGGUCUGAACUUUGCAGAACUGAAUUACUGUGAUCUGUCCUAAAAUAUCUUGUUGAUCUUUGAUGUGUCCAAGUAUUUUUGUGUGUUUAAGAGCUGUCCAAGGGGGAUUUAAGUGAAAUGUUUUGCAGAGCCUCUUUUGGUACGCUCAACAUUUCUAUGCCAAAAACACAAAUGUUAAUCACGUCUCCCUGUUUUUCAGAGAAAACCCCUUUUCUUUUAUUUCUAAUGAAGCAACCAAUCAGCAUUCAAUCAACUGGAUUUACAUGACCAAUCAGCACGUUCAGCUUUAUCUCAACUAAAGGGAUAAAGUAGUUAGAGAGCAGCAGUGCAUCUCUACACUAAUAUCAGUGUUACAGCGUGUUUGUUUUUUACAGUAUUAACUGAUGUAUUAUAAUAUCGUGCACGUGCUAAGAUGUCUCUCAUCGUCCAAUUGCUGUUGAUCUGAUGUCUGUAUGUGUGUGUUAUUGUGUGAGUUUGUGCUCGUCUCUUAUACUAGUCUGAGAUGUUGUGUGCUUUUCAUUGCUUUAAGUUCCACCUACUCAAAUCUCUGCUUCCUGAUUGGUCUGUUUGUCUGUCAGUGUCAGAGAGGGAGGAUUUGUUUGUGGGUGAAUCUCACAAAGACUCAUCCGUGUCAGUAGUUCAACCGGUAUUUGUAUAAAUGUUCUUGAGGUGUCAAGUUGAAAUGCUUUGAACAGUAUUGAAAGAGUCCUCAUCUAUCGUGGACUCUCAUUGGAUACGUUUUUUUAAAUAUUUUUUAAAUAAUUUCUUUCCAUGCGAAGCUUACAUUUUAUAUGUUGACUCGAUUAUAUUUUUGCACACAAAUCUAAAUUCAAACUUUGAAGCAUAAGCUGCUCAUACAUAAAAUUGGGGACAAACAGGAAAUGUUUAUACAGUUUUGCUCAAAAGGAUUCUCACCUCCACAUCUCUAUAGAGGAAUCGUCUCAAUCUAUUUUUGAACACAUGGUUCUUUAAACAUAUUAGGCAUUAUAAGUGAAGAUGCAAGCUGUUAUCUUGGCAAACAUAAGAGGUUGUAAAAGAAUAAUUAUGAGCAAUGUGUAUUAGAGAAUAUCACAUUUAUUUCAUAAUGACAUCCCACUAUUUUUAAAAUUUAUAUUCUCAAAUGAAAGGUUCGAUUUUCGUAAGGAUUUUCAAGAAAAUAACAAAAGGCUUAACAAUGCAGAUUUAUUUUGACGGCCUUCCUUUAUCAUAUUUACCUACACUCUUAAAAAUAAAGGUGCUAUAAAGAGGAAUUAUUUUUGGUUUCACAAAGAACCAUUCAGCCAAAGGCUCUUUAAAGAACCAUCUCUUUUGUACCUUUUUAUAAUUUAAAGAACCGUUUUUCACCACGAAGAACCUUUGUCAAAGGUACUCUAUGGGAACCAUUUAGACAAAAGGGUUCUUCUAUGGCAUCGUGAAGCAUCUUUAUUUUUAAGAGUGCAGGGAAUUAAUAAUUUUGAGCACAAGUGUAUGUAUACUUGAAGAGUUUGCUUCCAAAAUGAGAUAACUUCAUCAUGUUUUUUAUUUUGCAUUCCAAUUCAUAUCAAUAAAACUGCAGUUUGUUUGUUUUGAUUUAAGCCAUAAUAACUGAAAUAAUACAGCUAACACAAUAAAAACAUGAUAAGUAAUAAAAAACAUGAUUUUUGGAAACAAAACUCUUCAUUUCCUGUUUGGAACAAUCCGAUUUUUUCCCCAAAAAUGUGUUUUACUUAAAUAAAAAUGUAAUCGCUUUAUUUUUAAUGGUUAUUCUUACUAAUGUAAUACAGUAUUUUUGUAAUGUAUAUCUGUAAAACAAUAUUUUUAAGUGAGUUUAAAAAGCAAAACAAAAAAACACCUUUUCUGCUUUAUUUUCUGACUUGUCAUCAAUUGUCACAAUAAUAUCUUUGAUUCUGGCAAGAUUUGUGAGAUUCACCCUGUGAAACUGCAGUCUUUAGGAGUUUGACUGACAAGUGCUGUAAUCCUCAGCGAUCACUGUGUGUGUGUGUGUGUGUGUGUGCGUGUGUGUGUGUGUGUGUGUAUGUGUGUGUGUGUAUCUAUUUGAUAUCAUGUCUUUCUUUGUUAAACUACUGCAAGUGAAAGCUGUGAUUUGCCAAAACUCAGUAAUGUUAAUGACAGCCAUAGUGCCACCGUACUGUGAUAUUAUUUAACUUGGGAAAGAAAAGAAUGAGAGAAGAGUUUAUGAAAGAAGUGGGAAUGAAAUAGCAUUUAAAAAUCCAUUAUAGGUCUGUAAGU